Molecule: messenger RNA, 2230 nt
Organism: Durio zibethinus
Lineage: Eukaryota; Viridiplantae; Streptophyta; Magnoliopsida; Malvales; Malvaceae
Product: T-complex protein 1 subunit theta-like
Biological process (GO): protein folding
Molecular function (GO): ATP binding; ATP-dependent protein folding chaperone; ATP hydrolysis activity
Source: RefSeq, a predicted model, not a curated record
UUAUUUAUGAAAAAAAUUAUUGGUAUGACAAGAAUUAGAAAAUGGUAAUUGUCAUAUAGAUCUAUCUAAUUAAAAAAAUAUUAUGAAAAGCAUUUAAAAAAAAAUCCUUAUAAAAGGCAUUCUAGGGCUGUCUAGGACUAGCUCACACUGCUCAUUCCCUCCUCUUCAAAACCGAAAAAGGUUCAAUUUUUCCGACAUUUCUCCCUUUCUAGGGUGUGGGUUUUUCAGAUUUUACUCUUAUCUGAUUAGGGCUUGAGUAAAAAGGAAGAAAAAUGGGGUUCUCAAUGCAACCGUACGGCAUACAAUCGAUGCUGAAGGAAGGUCACAAGCAUCUCUCAGGUCUCGACGAAGCUGUUCUCAAAAAUAUCGAUGCUUGCAAGCAACUCUCCACCAUCACCCGCACUUCCCUCGGCCCCGACGGUAUGAAUAAGAUGGUUAUUAAUCAUUUAGACAAGCUCUUUGUUACCAAUGAUGCUGCUACUAUUGUCAAUGAGCUCGAGGUUCAGCAUCCGGCGGCCAAGAUUUUAGUUCUAGCGGGUAAAGCUCAGCAAGAGGAAAUUGGUGAUGGGGCUAAUUUGACAAUUUCCUUUGCCGGAGAGCUUCUCCAAAAUGCAGAGGAGCUUAUUCGAACCGGCUUGCAUCCGAGUGAGAUCAUCAGUGGAUAUACUAAAGCAAUUAUCAAGGGGAUUGAGAUUUUGGAGGAACUUGUGGAGAAAGGUUCUGAAAAUAUGGAUGUUCGCAAUAAAAAGCAAGUUGUUACUCGAAUGAAAGCUGCCGUUGCUAGCAAACAACACGGACAGGAAGAUAUAUUGUGUUCUCUUAUAGCUGAUGCAUGCAUCCAAGUCUGCCCCAAGAACCCCGCAAACUUUGAUGUUGAUAAUGUCCGUGUGUCAAAGCUUGUUGGAGGAGGUUUGCAUAAUUGUACAGUAGUUCGGGGGAUGGUUUUAAAAGGUGAUGCUGUGGGAAGUAUAAAACGUAUGGAGAAGGCAAAGGUGGCUGUGUUUGCCAGUGGUGUUGAUACAUCAGCUACUGAAACAAAAGGAACUGUAUUAAUUCACUCUGCUGAGCAGCUAGAGAACUAUGCAAAAACUGAAGAAGCUAAGGUUGAGGAGCUCAUCAAAGCAGUUGCUGAUUCUGGUGCCAAAAUUAUUGUCAGUGGAGGAGCAGUUGGUGAAAUGGCAUUGCAUUUCUGUGAACGUUACAAGUUAAUGGUCUUGAAAAUCAGCUCAAAGUUUGAACUGCGACGCUUUUGUCGUACAACAGGCACUGCUGCUCUUUUGAAACUCAGCCAGCCAAAGGCAGAUGAUUUGGGAUUUGUUGAUUCAGUUUCAGUUGAGGAAAUUGGUGGUUGUCGGGUCACUGUUGUGAGAAGUGAAGAAGGUGGUAACAGAGUUGCCACUGUGGUUCUGCGUGGAAGUACUGAUAGUAUAUUGGAUGAUCUCGAAAGAGCUAUUGAUGAUGGAGUGAAUACAUAUAAGGCAAUGUGCAGGGACAGUCGUAUGGUACCUGGAGCUGCAGCUACUGAAAUUGAGUUGGCAAGAAGAUUGAAAGAAUUCUCCUUUAAGGAAACAGGAUUGGAUCAGUAUGCCAUUGCUAAGUUUGCUGAAAGUUUUGAAAUGGUACCAAGAACCCUGGCAGAGAAUGCUGGACUCAAUCCAAUGGAUAUCAUAUCUAAGCUGUAUGAAAAGCAUGCAUCUGGAAAUACCAAAGUGGGCAUCGACUUGGGGGGAGGUGACUCUGAGGAUGGUGUUUGCAAGGAUGUGUCAACCAUGAAUAUUUGGGACCUUCAUGUCACUAAGUAUUUUGCUCUCAAAUAUGCUGCAGACGCUGCCUGCACUGUGCUACGGGUAGAUCAGAUUAUCAUGGCAAAACCAGCCGGAGGUCCAGCAAGGAGAGAUCAGCCUGCAGGUAUGGAUGAGGACUAAGUCUUGUGUAGCAUGAUCGAUUACCUUUCUCUUGUAUCUCACCCUUCCGGUGUCCGAACUUUGUUUUAGGAAUCUUUGCUCUCUUUUGAGAUGUAGCUUAAAAAAAAAUUUUUUUUGCUUGUGCUUUUAGAAUUUUAUGGUGGUUUGUGGUGAUCUGUUUUUAGCGUAUCAGUUACGUAAUUUUUCGACAGUAAGGUAGCAUUUGAUGAGUCCUAAAAAUCAAAAUGAUAUGCAUUCGAUAUACAUACAGAAAAGCCAAAUGUUAUGAGGCUGAAAUGCUCUAUUUAUGUUCAAUUUUUUUAGUA